AUGCCUAUGGUAAACAGAAUUCGAGAAGACACCGAGGUCUGGAAGUGCAUGCGGACAAACCCCGACGGGACAACAUGCCGUGGGGCAACAGAGCCAGCACAAAUGCUUUGUGAGAAAUGUGGGUUGAAGAGAGACGUUGGAGCAGUCGCUAAUAAUGAAGAUGGCAAGAAGAUUGGAGAGUUGAAGAAGGUUGAAGCUACUGGGAUCGAGCAUUGGGAAUUCAACGAUAAUUAG
This is a messenger RNA of Fusarium verticillioides 7600, 234 nucleotides long. RefSeq lists its product as hypothetical. The record is from RefSeq and is a predicted model, not a curated record. The transcript has a single exon. Bases 1 to 234 code for a protein of 77 amino acids. Lineage: Eukaryota; Fungi; Ascomycota; Sordariomycetes; Hypocreales; Nectriaceae.